Molecule: messenger RNA, 1494 nt
Organism: Mucor velutinosus
Lineage: Eukaryota; Fungi; Mucoromycota; Mucoromycetes; Mucorales; Mucoraceae
Product: Rho GTPase protein rac1
Exons: 4
Coding region: 1-1494 (497 amino acids)
Source: RefSeq, a predicted model, not a curated record
AUGCUGCGGAAAGGAGACGACAUCAUGUACAUACAACAGGAAUCUACCUGCGGCAAAUCCCGCAGAAACAUCCUCAUCAUCAUCAUUUUACUGCUGUGUUCAGGCACAUACGUCCAGUAUGUCACAACCAGAAGGACAGAUCUAUUUUCAUUCGAACCUGUCAUUCCAUCACUGAGGAAGAUCAACGAUAUAUCCAGCAUCGCACCGCCAACGCCGCUGGAAAAUGAGAUGCCACUAGCAUGUCAGCGUGCUGAUUUCCGAUGGCUAGCCUCUGACAGGUCUUAUUGGGAUGGUUGGGUAUCAAAAUCAUUCUUUAUGAGAAAGGAUGGUCGUUUCACCAGAAAAAAUGUCCAAAUUGGCCAGGACGAAUCAGUUUGUGUAGCAGUGCUGUUGGGGCCUAUUCCUGCCGUCUCAUCCAUCAAGCACAUGCCACAUUACGCCCCGUCAGACACGAUUAUCAUGACAGCAAAGAGCGAGUCCACAGGCGCAGCGAUACCCAUUCGACUUUUACAGCAUGAUAAACAGAGCAACGUGUAUUACGCCUCUGUAAAGUUCACUCAUCAUGGCACUUGGACGUUGGAUACUUCGGUCGAAUAUCGCUCUUACUUUUGGGAACAGCCAGGGAUCCAUCAUUACCGACCUAAUCGAUUUACAUCGCGCAACAGUUUGACUGUAUAUAAAAAGCCCAACGAAAAAAGCGAAACAAAAGCACUUGUUGAGCAGCCCAGUGAUGUCUGUGAUUUCACGGAAGCAUUUGCGCUUAAAGACAGUGUUUGGAUUCGAAAAGAGGGUGCCAGAGAACUAGACGAUGUCAGAUUUGAAGGUCCACAUUCGGUAUUCAGCCCGAGUUGUCGCCUUGAUUUCGACCAAUCUUGCUUUCAAUCAAGGCUAACGCUCCACAUCUGGGGUGACCACCAUUUAAAAAGAAAUCUGCAGCAUUUAGUAGGAGAUCGACCAACAGACAUGUGUAACCAAGAGCAGCAGCCAUCUUACGACAUUGACGCUCCGAUUUUACAUAACAUGACUGAAAUCCACUUUGGUGAAAUCGAUACUGACAUUGUAGAGCAUCAUCAACGCUGGAAGCUGGAUAUGCAGGGCAUUUCUCGUAGAUUGCCAGAAGCAGAUGCUGUCAUACUGGGUGUUGGCAAUUUAGAUAUGAUGAAUAUGAGACAGCAUCCCAACGAUUUCGCCAAGGCAUUCAUGUCCUUCCUCGACUACACUAUCCACGAUGUAUACCCAAACCAACGCAUCAUUGUCAAAACAACACAAUACUUUGCAGGCCAUACAAGAGCAUUGAAUUACGGCAGAAGUGAAGCCUAUGCCCAUAUUAUGCGAUCAGCUAUAGCAAGCUUAUCAGAGCAAGAUAAGCAAAGGGUCAUGUUAUGGGACACACAUCAGCUUGGCUACAAAGAAAACGCAUGUGGAGAUAGCUUAUUGUCACAUAGUCAUGUUGUUGAUAUCGAGAACGCCAUCCUUUCUAACUUGUUUAUAUAA